This is a messenger RNA of Mizuhopecten yessoensis (Yesso scallop), 3293 nucleotides long. RefSeq names its product probable cytochrome P450 CYP44. Bases 208 to 1818 code for a protein of 536 amino acids. NCBI's taxonomy places the organism in Eukaryota, Metazoa, Mollusca, Bivalvia, Pectinida, Pectinidae. The transcript is spliced from 9 exons. The record is from RefSeq and is a predicted model, not a curated record. Gene Ontology annotation, molecular function: oxidoreductase activity, acting on paired donors, with incorporation or reduction of molecular oxygen; monooxygenase activity; iron ion binding.
CGAAACUAAGAGCCGGUAAAAUAGUAGCUCUGUAUCUCAAGUGUCACCACUUUGCGUUCGGAAGUUGUUGUUUACGAGUUUUCCUGUUGAUGAGGAGGAUGGUUUCUGUUAAACAUUUUCAUUAGAAUGCUAAUAGCAACAAGAGAUGUCUUAAUACAUACCAAUAUGUCCAUCUGGUAGCAAAAGUAGAAACAACAAUAUUUUGUCAUGGCAUCAUUGGUGGUCACCUCAUGUGGUCCCCGUUUACAUUGCUUACGGAAUAACGCUCUCCCAUUCAAGCAAUGUCGGGCAUGGAAUCGCUACACUGUAUUCCGGAGUUUGUCAACAAUGAGCGUUAGCUACAAUGAGAUCGAAAAUCCAGUUCCUAAUAGCGUUUACGAUAAUGCCAAACCAUUUGAUGAGAUCCCAGGACCGAGAGGUUUGCCUUUCUUAGGAACACUGCAUCAAUACAGAGGACCAUUUCAAAAGUUUAACAUAGACCGGUUCCAAGCCUCCUUACAAGACCGCUACCAGAAAUAUGGCCCUAUCAUGAAAGAAACGAUAGCUGGAGUGACUGCAGUCCGUUUGUUCGAUCCAGACUACGUUAAAAUUGUGUAUCAGAAUGAGGGGAAGGUACCUCAUGUGGCCCCUCUUCUGGAUACAACACGGCUGUAUAGGAGUCAGAAAAAUAUGUCUCCUGGCCUUGGUAAUACGAAUGGCGACGAGUGGUACAGACUGAGGAGUGCUGUACAACAGAUGAUGAUGCGCCCGAAGGAGGUCACUGUCUACCUCCCUAAUGUUCAACAGGUUGCAGAGGAAUUCGUCAACAAUAUAAGCAACUCUCUCCGAGCCAAGGAUGGACAAGUACAUAACUUCAGGAAGGAGCUUGCAAAGUGGAAUCUAGAAUCCUCUGGCAGCACCAGUUUUGAGACGAGGCUAGGCUGUCUAGAAUCGGGCACUGGAUCGUGGACGGAGAAGAUGAUAACGGCCAACAAUGACAUAUUCGCUCUCUCGACAAAGAUAACAUUUUCUGUACCUUUUCACACACUGUUCACCACACCAAUAUGGAAGAAACUUGUUGCUGCAGAAGAUUUCUUUUUCCUGAACGGUCAGAAGUUAGUGGAUGAGACAGCACAGAAGAUUGAUGAUUUGGUGGCUAAAGGUCAGAUGGACGAUACCAAGUAUAACUUCUUAGCCUACCUCCUCAGCAGGAAGGAACUCAGCUAUAAGGAUAUCAGCAUCAUAACAUUGUCACUGUUCGGAGAUGGACUAAACACGACGGUGCCAGCAAUAAUAUUUGCGUUGUAUUGUUUGGCAAAGAACCCUAAUGCACAACAAUCGGCCUAUGAAGAGGUGUGUAGGGUCAUUCCCGAGGGUGAGACCAUCACACCUGACAUGGUAGCUCGUUUACCAUACUUAAAGGCAUGUGUCAAGGAAUCAUCAAGACUUUAUCCAAUUGGCCUGGAUAUCAAAAGAAUUCCACAGAAAAAUUUGGUUAUUGGAGGUUACCAGGUGCCUGCAGGGACAAUCGUGGAGCUUGUCCCGUAUGUGAUGUUCCAGUCAGCAGAGCAUUUCUCCGACCCUGAAAAGUUCAAACCAGAGCGAUGGUUGAGGGAUGGGUCAGCCCUAAAUAUUCACCCGUAUCUACUGACACCGUUCGGUCAUGGGCCAAGAAUGUGUGCAGGGAGACGAUUUGCAGAGCAGGAGAUGUAUGUGUUGUUAUCCAAACUGCUACAGAGGUUCACCGUCGACUGGCAAGGGGAUGAUCUGGAGCAGAAGUUUCAGAUGCUGAUGGUUCCAGAUAAACCAGUCACAGUGUCUUUCAAGGACCGUCAUUGAGGGGGGGAAUUUCCACCCUGAAGAUGAAGUCUGGGUCAGCUGAUAAUCUGUUUCAUAUAAUUUAAUUUCAUAAAAAUUAUUUUCUUUAAAAAUGAAAUGAAAGUUAUUGAACUUCUUUUUCAGGUGUCAGAGGAUGUUGUUACAUUUAAAAGAUUUUAAUUUUAUUAAAAAUCAUUGUUUUUUUGGUACUUUAAUUUUAUAUGCAUAUGAAUUCCAUAAUUAUGUAUUAGAUGUGAUUUUUACUUUUUCACAAUAAUCCUGAUCUUAUUUAAUUGGGAAAAAUGUUGAACUGCAGAUAAAUAUAUUUAAUAGAAAUACGUUGAAUGAGAAAGGUAAUACAAAGUUAUAGUCCCUGUUAAAAGGGAUUACUGAUGGUUUUAAAUACCCAAAAGUAUAGUUUGUAUGUGUUUGAAUACUUCAGAGUGCAUCACAUUGAAUUUAUCAUUGGAGUUAAAUAGACUUGAGUUGACUAUUGAUCACAAAUGAUUGAUAAUUAUAAUUGCACCAAGAGCAAUAAGUCAGUUCAAUGUUUAAAACUUAUGCAAUAUCUGUAUAGUCACAAAACAUGUAUGUGAUCGCUCCUAAACCAGGUGAUCAGUUGAAUGUUUUAAACCUAUAUAAAAUCUGUUGAGUUGUAAAACACUUUUAUGACUUUUAUGAUUGCAUUUCAAAAACUGUUUAAAUUUAUUAUUUACAUUCUAUUUAUACUGAUGAUGACAAUCUCCUUUGUGAUAACAGGUUGGUAAGAUGUUUAUUUAUCAAUGAUGGAUGUUGAUACUAUGAUUCAAUUCCACUGCGAGUGAAAUAUCUAAUAGCCCCAAAGCUUAACUUGACCUUUACACCCUUGCCCUUUCACAUUGUUUUACUAUUAUAAAUAUUAUUUGAAAUUUAUUUUUCUUUUCAAUCAUAAUGUGUCGUUUGGUAGAUACUAUAUGCAUAAAAGUUUUAGAAAUAAUACAUGCAUAAUAUACUAUAUAGUAUACAGUCAAACUUUUGCCCUUCACUGGUAAAAUCUAUAAAAGCCUAGUGGUAUAAUUUUGCCGUUAUCAUUCAUGUAAUGAACAUGCACGUAGAAUAGUGUGUACUAAUAUUUGCUGUAAUGCUAUAUAUUCGCCCUAAAUAAGGAGGGUGAAAGAGUCCAAAGGAAAACUGUGGUGGAACUAUACCAGUGUAGUAUGGUAAUAUGAAGGCCAUGGUGAAAUGAACCGCGGUUCAUAUUACCAUUAUGGUAAUAUGAACCGCCCCAUGGUGAAAUGAAGGGUUCCAACUUUUUCUAUUAUGACAACUUUUUUCCAUUCUUUUUCUUUAAGUUUACUUCAAUUUUAUGUAUUCUAUUUGAAAUGACAAAAAUUAUGUCAGAGGUAAAAAUAUUUAGGGUAGGGCGCUUCACUUUACCAUAAUGGUGAAAUGAAGGGUUUUCGCAUUUUGUUUUCUAUUUGGCUUUUUUAAACCAAAUCUGGUUUACUUUGCAUCAG